CUGUGGGGUUUGCCCUACUGCAUUCUCCACUGAAAUCGAUGAGGAGAAGGCUCUGAAACGGAUACAGACAUGUCGGAUCCAGACUGCUGUCCAGAGAGAGAGAGUGAGACAUCCCUGCCACCCAGAGACUCUUAUCUGUUAGAAUCCCUAGAACACCUUUGAUUGAGUUUGGAAGCAUCUCUUGGCCUGAAUUAAAGUGCUAUGGAGCAACUUCUGAGUCCCAGCAACAUGAGUGAAGAAUCUCAUAAAAGUCAUAUACAUGACAGCCUGGAUGAGCUGAGAUGCCACUUUACCUGGGAGCUGGACAUAAAAGAUAAGCACAUCCAUGACUUAGAAAUCAAAAUCUCAGAGACUGAGUUCCGUGAUCCCAUCUACAGCAUCGGGAUGCACAACCUCCUGGCCUACGUGAGGCACCUGAAAGGCCAGCAGGACGAAGCCCUGCAGAGCUUGAAAGAAGCUGAAGCCUUGAUCCAGAGCGAGCAGCUGAGCAAGAGAAGCCUGGCGACCUGGGGCAACUGUGCCUGGCUGCAUUACCACAGGGGCAGCUUGGCAGAAGCCCAGGUCUACCUGGACAAGGUGGAGAAGGUGUGCAAGGAAUUUUCAAGUCCCUUCCGCUACAGGCUGGAGUGUGCUGAGAUGGACUGUGAGGAAGGCUGGGCCUUGCGGAAGUGUGGCUCACAAAAUUAUACACGAGCCAUGGCCUGCUUUGAAAGGGCUCUGAAAGUGGAGCCAGAAAACCCUGAGUACAACGCUGGCUAUGCAGAUGUAGCCUAUCACCUGGAUUACUAUGAUGGUAAUUCUCUACAACCCUUAAAGAAGGCUGUCAGUGUAAAACCAGAAGAUCCAUACCUUAAAGUUCUCCUUGCCCUAAAGCUGCAGGAUUUAAGAAAAACAGAUGAAGCAGAAAAACACAUUAAAGAAGCUACGCUCACAAUAUCCUCCCAGAACAAUAUCUUUGGAUAUGUAGCCAAAUUUUACCGAAGGAAAGGUUGUGUGGAGGAAGCUCUCGGGUUCCUUAAAAAAGCCUUGGAGACAAAACCUUCCUCUCCUUACUUGCAUUUCCAGAUUGGCCUUUGCCAUAAAACACAAUUUUUUCAAAUGAAAAAAGCUACAAGCAGGGAGAAUAGAAAAAGAGCAGACCAAUCAUGCCAUUUGGCUAUAUGUCAUUUUAAAAAGACUUUAGAGCUGAAACCCACAUAUGACAGAGCAUAUAUUGAUUUGGCUGAGGUGUACGCAAAAAAUCAUCAACAAAAAGAGGCAGAGGACAAUUUUCAGGAAGUGUUGAGCAUGAGUAACUUGGGAGAUUAUAUGCAGCAAGAAAUUCAUUUCCGGUAUGGCAACUUCCAACAAUACUAUAAGAAAUCAGAAGAGGCAGCCAUCACACAUUACUUAAAAGGCCUGAAAAUAGAGGUAACUUCUCACUACAGGGAUAAACUUCUCAAGGCUUUGGAGGAACUGGCUGAAGGACGCAAGGAGGAUCAUGUCCUGGAAAGCUUGAGCCUCCUUGGGCUCGUCUGCAGACUGAGAGGGGACACAAGUGAAGCCAUGUCAUGUUAUGAGAAGGCCCUGAGGCUCACAGGAGCAGUGAACCCUGAGUUUUGAGGUAGAGCUUCUUGUUAAGCGUGAGCAUGACUUCCUAUUCUACUAGUCUUUUCCAGCUGUUGCCUUAACUAUAUAGAACCCCAUGAAGCAAGAUACAUAUGAUGCCUUUUCUAUUGCUUGCUUUUCUACAGCCCUAAUUUAUUGUUGAGGGCCUAUGAGUGUGUGACAAGCGUGUCCAUUCUCCUGCCACACAUGCUGGACAUUUUCCUUAUGAGUGUGCCUUUGGAUUGCAUCUCCUAUAACAUCAGUCUUCCAGUACCCUGAUCAAAGGACACUUGACACAUUAAGGCUCAUUUUUCAUGGGAUCUUCCAAACUUCAGCAACUUCUGACAGCAAAAUAAAUGAGCAAUGGUGAGCAUUAAAAGGGAGAGGAAUUCAAGAUAUCUUUACAGUGUUUCAGUCCAUAGGCCCAUUUUCAUAGGCUUUACUGCAGCCAGAACCUGCUGGUCAAUGACCUCCACCCUAAUAAUCAAUGCAUCUUUUUGUAUACAAGUGGUUGAUUUCAGAUAAUUGUGGUGGAUUUCUGUGGUCUACAUAUAUUGGUCUUUAUUCACCACUAAGAAAGAUUUAAUGCUUCAGGAAGAUAGAAUAAAGCAGUAACUUCUGUGGGAUGUGCCAACAAAAAAAUGACAAAAUUGCUACCGGACAGUGUUCAGACUAUGAAGUGUUGUGUAAUAUCACCUUGUUGCUUUCCUAACCCUAUUAUAUUCGAUAAAAUCUGCUAAUAUCACAGACUUGUGAGUGUAUUUUUUUUUUUGGAACAUUAAGAUCUGUAUUCUAUGAUUGGAUGGAACCAGAGCACAGCAAAAUCAAACUGCAUAGGGUUAGGAGGGACAAAGCAAGGAAGCUCUGGGAAUAUACACACUACUGAACCUUAAAGAAUACAGGGGGAAAGAGAGAGGAGGUUAGACUAUGAGAAGGGUGUCUGAAAGACUCCUAAGAAGUUGUAUUAGUUACUCUCUAUGUAAAAUUCUUUAAUACCUGUAAGUCAGUGUGUGUCAUGCGCUCUGGUUGAGUCAGCUUAAGCCGAGAGGCUUAAAAGUCACUCAUGAGGCAAAGAGCUUCAAGGAAGCUCUCUUCCUGGAGUCUGGCGUUUCCUUUAACCCAUACAUUAAUUUUUCAUUCUUGAGUUAGUCUAGUGUAUGGAUCUACAUGCUUUCUUUUAGUAUUUUCCUAUUAUAAGUGCCUUUUAAGAUUAAAUUUUGACAUAGCUAAAGCCUUUUGUCAGUGUUCCAACAGUCUUAGAACGUCCUUGAGGAAGAUCAUGGGCUUAAAAUUUAGUAGGAAUGUUACUAAUCAGAAUAGCCUUUUGUACUAUACUAUCACUUUUAAUAAAAGCUAGGUCACUCCCUUACACAGGAAUUUACUAUCACUAGGAAGAAGGAAGUUUCAGACCAAAGGAGAAACCAGAAUAGAUACUUAGAACUAUAGCGAAGUUACACCCAUACACACGUAUUUACAAUGGCCUAAGGGGAAGGUAAACUAUAUAAUAGAGUAAAAUAGGAACUAUGGCAAAGGAGCAUAGCCCUUGACCCUGGCUUCUAAGAUUAGUGAAUCUUAGAUAGAGCCCUUGUUUAUCCCAGUUGUUAUCAAUAAAUUUUAUCCCAGGUAAUUUUCGUUAGACCUUUUGUGUUUGCAUUUCUCUGUUUUACGUAAGAUUCCAGUUACCUCAUUUGUACCUUGCAAAUAUGUCACCCAACUUCCUUAUUGUCUUCUACAUAAAAAGUCUAAUGCUUGAUUUAAAAAAUACAUUCAGAUCUAACAC
Messenger RNA from Mus musculus (house mouse), 3367 nucleotides. It is a transcript of the gene Ifit1bl2, whose product is annotated as interferon induced protein with tetratricopeptide repeats 1B like 2. Lineage: Eukaryota; Metazoa; Chordata; Mammalia; Rodentia; Muridae. Gene Ontology annotation, biological process: response to virus; cellular response to interferon-alpha. The record is from RefSeq and is marked validated. Bases 202 to 1602 code for a protein of 466 amino acids. The transcript has 3 exons.